Molecule: messenger RNA, 4379 nt
Organism: Ruditapes philippinarum (Manila clam)
Lineage: Eukaryota; Metazoa; Mollusca; Bivalvia; Venerida; Veneridae
Product: mucin-5AC-like
Exons: 8
Coding region: 264-2594 (776 amino acids)
Cellular component (GO): membrane
Source: RefSeq, a predicted model, not a curated record
CAUAAAACACUACCAUGUUUUAUUACAACAAAUACAAUUACAACAAAACAACAACAUGAGUUCUUACCAUUAAAAAUAAAUACAACAACCGGUUGAUACUUGGUGUAGAUUUGGUGACAAAAAUGCAGUCACGAAACGUACUAUUCACAUUUUAGUACAGUGCUUACGUGCAAGAAGAAGUUGAUUUUUUAAUUUAUAUUAUCAACUUUUCGUUUUGUGUUUUUUCUUUCUUUUAAGGCUUUAUUAUUUACAUUUCGCCGGGGAUGGAGAUUUUUACGAUAUUGUAUGUGCUGACAUUAAAUUAUAUUGCAACCGAAGCCUACGAAAGAGUGGAACGUGCGGCCAACUGUCCAAAGUUUACGGAAGGUGAUAUCACGGGCUUAAAGAUAAAAUAUCGACGACAAGGCACCAAGGCAUCGUUUAGAUGUCGAAAGAAAUCAAGAUAUGGUCCAAAGUUUGCCACAUGUCAGUUGGACGGGACGUGGAGCAAUGAACCGCCACUGUGCACCAAGCCAGGCUGCGUUCCCCUUGAUCCUAGUCAGGUUACAAAUCUUGAUAUGGAAGUUGUAAACGGUGCUGUCGUAAAAUUUUCCUGCCUGAAUCAUUACUUACUGAUCGGCGACACACUGGCGUACUGUAAUGGAAAAAAUUGGAGCGCUCCACUACCUAGAUGUGCCGCACCCAAUGAGCUAACCGAAUGUGAUUUUGAGGAUGAUCUUUGUGGUUGGAAACAAGAUGACGACGAAGAACAGGACUGGAUUCUGAAUGUUGGAGCAACCCAAACCGGAAAUACUGGUCCUAAACAUGACCAUACUUUAGGAGACACCGGAAAUGGGCAUUACCUGUACUUUGAGACGUCGCAUCCUACGACGACAGGUCAUCAAGCUAAUUUACUUUCACCCAUGUAUACAGAAGAUCUCAGCCCAAUGUGUUUCGAUUUCUGGUACCAUAUUCUGGGCCCGGAUGUGAAAGGACAUGUUGGCUCCCUAGAAGUGUUUGUUUUAGACCAGUCCCAAUAUAUAGACGACGAUGAUGUAAAGCCGUUAUUCUAUAUAGAUGGAAAUCAGGGCGACCAAUGGCAUCGAGGCAAUAUCUUUAUCGAGAAGCAGGACGAACCAUUCCAGAUUUCAAUUGUUGCAACUCGAGCUCUCAGCAACAUUAGCGAUAUUGCCAUAGACGAUGUUCGUCUCCACAACUGCACCAAGAAUACAACUUCUCCUCCAGUUACGAGCAGCUCAUCCUCUUCAACCACUACUACAUCAUCUACUACUUCAACAUCAGGUACAACAACAACAACAACAACAGUAACAACAAAGAUAACAGAAACGUCUUCGCCAACGACUGUUGUAAUUGAAACGACAACAACAACAAAAACUCCAACUGAAACGACAAUAAAGAAAGAAACAACAACAACACAAUCUCCGGAAACAACGGUCGCAAAUACAAGCAAAUCAGAAACCAAUAAGCCGGUUACAACUACCACUGAAUCAACAACUGUUGUGAAGACGUCAUCGCUACCACACACGUCACAAGCCGCUAUAUCAUCAACCAAAGCGGAUUCAUCGCCAAAAGUCACUAUGGAACGCCAAACAAGUCAAAGCACACCAAAACCAUCUUUCACAGAAACUACGAUGGGAAAUACAAGAACAAUGCAACCGGAAAUAAAAACGACGAGACAAGCGACUACUCAAUCAACGAAGAAAGUUCAAACGCCUGGUCCGGACACCACAGAUACUGCAGGGACACUGACGACUGUAUCCUCAUCUACGACAAGUUCUUCAACCGCUAGCACAAGCUCUUCUACAAAGUCUCCGAUUACCUCAACAACCGUCACGUCUUCGACCACAUCAGAAAAAUCUUCCACGCCACAACCUACACAAGAGCAAGGAGUGACAAUAACAAAAGCCGAAGUCACCAAUACAGAUACCGGCGGCAAGACGAGUAAAUCUGCUAAAUCAACAAAACGAACAAAUGAGAUAACAACCAAAUCACCAGACAAACCUAAAGGGGAUAAUGACAACUCUAUAACAGCGUCUGAAAGUAGAUCACAACACCCAGAAGACGAUACACUGAAACCUUUAAUGAUUGGACUUGGUGUUGGAAUUGUUUCUGGCUUGAUUAUAAUUGGGGUAAUAGCCUAUGUUUGUGUUCGUCGGCGAAAGUUUUAUACAAGCCGGCACGAAGAUGAACUGAAGCCUAAAACAAAUUCUGCGUCUCUUCAAAGCCUGAAUAAUACAAGCCGGCUCGAAGAUGAACUGAAGCCUAAAACAAAUUCUGCGUCUCUUCAAAGCCUGAACAAUACAAGCCGGCACGAAGAUGAACUGAAGCCUAAAACAAAUUCUGCGUCUCUUCAAAGCCUGAACAAUACAAGCCGGCACGAAGAUGAACUGAAGCCUAAAACAGAUUCUGCGUCUCUUCAAAGCCUGAACAAUACAAGCCGGCACGAAGAUGAACUGAAGCCUAAAACAAAUUCUGCGUCUCUUCAAAGCCUGAACAAUACAAGCCGGCACGAAGAUGAACUGAAGCCUAAAACAAAUUCUGCGUCUCUUCAAAGCCUGAACAACGAAGACGAAGAACACGAAUCUGAGUCGUGAAUCGUGAUGCCAUAAUCUAUUUGCUGUGGUAACUGCGAGUAGAGUUACAUAAAUGUGGUAACUGCGAGUGGAGAUUGUUUUAGAAUGGUAACAGUCAGUCCUGAAAUGGUAAAUGUUUGACGUAUAUUAGUUUUUGUAAAUGAGGUGUGUGGUAAAACUUAUACAUAUUUGUGAGUCGCUACAAAAGUGUCGUGGUAACUGUUAGCCGUGUUUGGAUGUGUGUGUAGUAACUGUGAUACAUGAUAAAAUGUUAUUUAAAAUUCAUUCCCCAAAACAACGCGACAGUAAAACUGUUAUUGAAAUCUAUAAUUUUACGUAUAUAUACUAUUAUGCAAUUGUAGGCAUGCAGUAUUUUAUAAAACUUUUGAUGGAGGACUGAAGUAUUCUAAUAUUGUCAAGGAAUACCAGUAGUGAUAUUUGUCUGUUCUGAUGUAAAAUAUUCUCAUGAUCGUGAUCUAUUUAUCUUUUUUAUACAGAAUUAGCUGGCAAAAGUUCUGUGUCUGAUUAGUAAUGAAUGUAAAAUUUAAGGUUAUAAUGUUAUAUUUUUGCAAAUUCAACAAAGAAAAUUCCCAUAGCUAGGCAAAGAGUAAAUAUUUGUCUACAAGCGCUGUUCAUAUCAUACGGCGUCAAUUCUUUAAUGUUUGUAAUAGGACCGCUCUCUUUGCUUUGAUGCCCCUCAAUUUAGUAUGUAAAGUACGAGCGGGGGGGGGGGGGCGUGGCUUUGGUUAAACAAUCAUAUCGUUAGGUAUCAAAGAGAACUUUUAUCCUAGCCUCUUUUGCUAGAUUUUAGGGCGAUGCAGAAGGUAAAUAAAUGGGAAAAUGUACUGUACUAUACUGUAAUGUACUGCUUUUUACUUUACCAUUUUUCUUUAAACUGCUUUGUUCAGCGGAUAAGAUCAUUAAUGUCUAUUAAAAUAAAAGCCUUAAAUUUAUAUACAUUUUUGUAGAUAUUUCAUUUGUAAAUAUUUUGUCAUUAUUGAUAGUUCUAGUUAAAAUAUAUAACGGAGGAGUGUGGGUUUAUACUGUACUUAUUCUGUGCCAAAUAUAAUGUGGCAAUUUUAAUAAUUUUGUAAAUUUAUUAAAAAAAUAAAAAAAAAAAUGUCACAAAACAACAAUGUUUUCACCAAAAUUAGGUGUAAAUGCACGUGUUUACAUGGAUCACCCAGUUUUUGGGUAAUUCCAAAGUUUCUAAUCAUUUUUUUGCCAAUCUUUUAACUCAUAUAAACGUGUGUUUGACGGCUUUUUUGUCCCCCCCCUUUUGAGGCCUCAAACAGUGAAAAAUGCCCUAUUUAGACCCCAAACACUGUUUUUCGUUUGAGAAAUGUUGUAAAAAAACUGGACCACUUUCUUGGCGCCACCUCUUAUCAAAAUGGUACAUUAGGGGGUUGCCAGAAGGGGGAUAUGCCCCCUUCUGUUUGUGGGGGGGGGGUGAAAGGGGGCGGUAGUCCCCCUCAUCGCCAAACGAGUUUUGGAUAUGUGACAGGCUAAAAUGACCUCAGGUCGCUGAAAAGCCUUUUACUCCAUCUCAAUUUAUUGAGAAUUUGCAGCACUUUAAAAUCAGUUUUUAUUGAAAAAAAUAACGCAAAAUAGUGAUUUUUCGCAAUUUUUAGACGUCCCCCCGUUGCCAUGGUAACAGGAAAUUUACGAUUGAGCAUGCUGUUACAGAGGCUAUGGUCCAGUCAACAUUUGUGCCAAGUUUCAUCAGUAUUAAAGUAUUUUUUAUAGUUUUAUAGCAGUUUGAACUUUUAACAGGAGGCUUUUCAAUGAUUAUAAUAUGCUCAUGGG